AUGGACAUGCUAUCGUCAAGAUCCUACCUGGAACUGUCCCAAGAACAAGAAAUAGCAAUAAACACCAGGGAAAGCCGACCCCGAAAGAGACCCAAACCACCGGAGAUCCCCGACCAAGUGACCGACAGAGACUCGGCCACUCCGGAUCGUCCCGUGCGGAAAAGAGGCCGACCGAGAUUAGAGGCCAAAGAUGCCAGUGCCAUCGAGGAACGCCGCCUGCAGAUUCGACGGGCACAACGCACCUAUCGUCUCAAAAAGGAGAGUACUAUACAGACUCUCCGAUCUCGCGUCGAUGUACUAGAGCAGACACUAGAGAAUGUAUCAGACCUUCUAGACGGAGUCCAUCACGAUGCAGUCGCUCACCUCAACGACGAUCCAACUGUUCAGCCAAGCGUGGACUAUAUCACUCUCACACGGGAACUCAUUCUAGCAGAAAUAAACAAGACCCGAGCUACUUCCAAGAACAACAGUGACUUCCAACUCGAGCAAACCAAUCCUCCAUUGAGAGACAAGGACAUAUUCGGCUAUGAAGUGUCACACACACCUCCCCAGAAGAAUAACCCCAACAGCUCUUCAUCUUCAUACCUACCAUACAAUCGCGCCCGUUCCCCAUCCCCACUAAUAAACCGCAUCCUCCCAACAUCAACUAUCUACACCUACAGCCACCAAGAAUCCAACCUCUCCCGUCGUCUCCACAGAUUCAGCCUGGAGCACACCUACCGCUGGCUAACAGAUCCCCGCAGCGAUCCCGCCCUGCUAAGCCGCGUCUUCGGACUCGUCCCCUGCAUCCACGACAUAGCAGGCAUACGACGAAGUUUCCGACGCAAGCUACAAUCCGAGAUCGGGAGCGGGCUGGAAUACACCAAGAUGGCGUUCUACACGCUCGGCGGGGCGGGAAAGCAUUUCCCCCGCGUAGACGGGGGACGGAAACCCCGUCGGGGUGGGAUCCAGGAUUGGGAUGAGGAUUGGAGUGGGGAGCGAGAGCCUGUUGCUGGCGGUUUGGAGGGAGGGGUGGAUGUCAUGCAGGUGGAGAUGGGUGAGGAGGAGAGGAUCCGUUCGCUGGAUCUUGAUGGGGAGUGGUUUGAUUGUCAUGAUGUGCAGGGGUAUUUGGAGCAUCGGGGUCUUGCGCUUGAGGGGUCGGCGGUGACACUUCGUGUUCCCGAGAGCUUGGUUGGGGCUUUGUAUGGAUUUUCGCCGGAUCGAUCGACUUUUUCUAGUCUCUAUACUUCAUCUGCUGGGACUACUCCUGUUGAGAAGACGGAGUCGGAAUCACCCACCCUAUCGCCGUAUACUCUGGAUGUUGAGUGUUUCUUUGACUUACUUCUCGCAAACCUCAGAAUUCUCGGCCGGGCGCCAGGCUUCCGAGUAUGGGAUGUGGAUGCCGCAUUGCGAUCAGCGAUCUCCCGUCGCCCUUUCGGCUAG
Penicillium verrucosum is the source of this 1422-nucleotide messenger RNA. RefSeq names its product bZIP transcription factor. Gene Ontology annotation, biological process: regulation of DNA-templated transcription. Lineage: Eukaryota; Fungi; Ascomycota; Eurotiomycetes; Eurotiales; Aspergillaceae. Bases 1 to 1422 code for a protein of 473 amino acids. Gene Ontology annotation, molecular function: DNA-binding transcription factor activity. The transcript is spliced from 4 exons. The record is from RefSeq and is a predicted model, not a curated record.